Molecule: messenger RNA, 4405 nt
Organism: Salvelinus fontinalis (brook trout)
Lineage: Eukaryota; Metazoa; Chordata; Actinopteri; Salmoniformes; Salmonidae
Product: thymidine phosphorylase-like
Exons: 10
Coding region: 532-1893 (453 amino acids)
Biological process (GO): pyrimidine nucleoside metabolic process; pyrimidine nucleobase metabolic process
Cellular component (GO): cytosol
Molecular function (GO): 1,4-alpha-oligoglucan phosphorylase activity; pyrimidine-nucleoside phosphorylase activity
Source: RefSeq, a predicted model, not a curated record
AAUCCAUGAUAUGGGCAGUUGACUCUGAGAGAGAAAGACAAUAGUUGAACAGUUUUAAACAAAUUAAUUUGUUUAAAGGUUUCUAAUGAAGUAGAAGCAAGAGAGAAAUAGAUCAAGAAAGAGAGAUUAUUAUUGUUUUUAAUAUUAUAUAUUUUUUUUUCAGUUUCGUUUUUCUGGCAAAUCCAGCUGGCUAGUACAGCCAACAGAAACGCCCUGCUCAGACUUUCCAACACAACACUAGAACUCUUCUAAGAGGUUUGGCUUGGAAAUGUUGUUUUGCCUGGUCACAUACAGCUGAUGUGUUGUACAUUGAAGUCCACACGCAAAGGGAGAGAAGGAACGCAACGUGGCAGUUAUGAGAGUGAACUCUAUUUACACGUGAUCAGGAGUGUAUUCAUUAUGCAGAUUCUGUUGAAACAUACACAGACACACAAUAGUUUAGUGAUUUAAAACAAUCCCUCGUGUACUUUCCUCUCCUACUUGUCACAUACAGCUGUGUGUCAGUCCACUGUGUAUCAGUCAGCUGCAGGGAUGGCGCACCAAGAGCAGAGCACAGCCACUUUCCCCGAGCACAUCCGCAAGAAACGGAACGGUGAACAGCUGAGCGCUGGGGAGAUCCGAGACUUCGUACAGGGUGUCAAGGACAAGACCAUCCAAGAGAGUCAGAUUGGAGCCAUGCUGAUGGCAAUCUGGCUGCAGGGAAUGGUAGCGGAGGAGACUCACGCACUGACGAAGGAGAUGAUGAUGUCAGGGGAAGUGAUGUCAUGGCCGGCAGAGUGGGAGGGGCUAAUGGUGGAUAAACACUCGACGGGUGGAGUGGGGGACAAGAUCAGCCUGGUGCUGGCUCCUGCUCUGGCUGCCUGCGGCUGUAAGGUACCCAUGAUAAGUGGCAGAGGUCUGGCGCACACAGGCGGCACGCUGGACAAACUGGAGUCCAUCCCUGGUUAUAACGUCUAUCAGUCAGUACAACAGCUGCAUCGAAUCCUGGAGGAGGUUGGCUGUUGCAUUGUAGGACAGACAGAUAACCUGGUGCCUGCUGACAAGGUCAUGUACGCUCUGAGAGACGUUACGUCUACAGUCGACAGCCUCCCACUCAUCACAGGCUCUAUCAUCUCUAAGAAGGGUGCUGAGUCUCUGAAUGCGUUGGUUCUGGAUGUGAAGUUUGGGAAUGCAGCUCUCUACAAAGACCUGGGCAGUGCCAAGUCACUGGCCCAGUCCAUGGUGACAGUUGGGAACAGUUUGGGGAUCCGUACGGGGGCGGUGCUUAGUCGUAUGAACUGUCCUAUUGGUUGCUGUGUGGGGAACACUCUGGAAGUGAUGGAGUCCCUGGAGUGUCUAAAGGGGAGGGGCCCCGACGACAUACUGGAGCUGGUCACAAGUCUGGGUGGGCUGCUGUUGUGGAUGAUUGGCCGUGCAGGGAGCCUGGAGGAGGGUAAAAAGGUGAUCUCUAAAACCCUGCAGAAUGGUGCAGCCCUGGAAAAGUUCCAGAACAUGAUGAUUGGUCAGGGAGUAACCAGUCAGAUCGCUGCAUCACUCUGUUCAACCAACGCAGACUACUACAGCAUCCUGAGAAGGGCACACUACCAGACAGAACUGGAGACACAGGGCCACGGGACAGUGCUGGACAUAGAUGGCAUGGUCAUUGCUCAGGUGCUGCACAGGUUGGGGGCGGGACGUUCGAAGGCCGGAGACCCAGUCAAUCACAGCGUGGGGGCGGAGCUUCUGGUGUCUUUGGGACAGAAGGUGGAGAAAGGGCAGCCAUGGCUGCGUGUCCACUACGAGACUCCGGCGCUGAGUGCAGAGCAGAGACUCAGUCUACAAGGGGCGCUGACACUGGGGACCGCCGACCAGCUACACACACAGCCACUAGUGGCAGAAAUCAUACUGCCAUAGUGACACAAAUCCACUCUAUGUUAAAGCUUGAUUGGGAGAUGACCUGCCUUUGGGAAUCUCAGUGUUUAAUUUUUAAAGGAUGUAUAGAUCAGAACUAAAGGCCUGUGUCUCCUGCUCUUCACUCUCAAAGUCCUCCCUGAACCACCCAUAUAAAGUCACAUGAUUCUGUGGAGACUGAAUAGAUGUUAACCGCUUCCAGGAACCGUUAUGAAUCGCAGGAUUCAUUUUCAUUUGUGUGUGUGUGUGUGUGUGUGUGUGUGUGUGUGUGUGUGUGUGUGCGUGCGUGCGUGCGUGCGUGCGUGCGUGCGUGUUUGGGGAUUUUCCUUUUUGGUUUGUCUCAGCAUGAACUCAACAGAUUCUUCCAAAACAACAAUGAUACUGCUUUCCACGUUGCUUCUAAAUAUGAAUACACAUGUCCACACAUCUCUAUUACAAUAUAAAUAUAAGAACAAAAUGUUUGGCCCAUAUGGCCCUAACAACCUAGUAACUUUAAUAUUAUGCAAACAUUUGGUGGCACAGAAAGAAAGGAGACAUUACUGCACUGUUGGAGAUAUGAACACAAGUAUUUUGCUACUCACUCACAUACACAUAUCUGCAUGUGACCAAUAAAAUGUAGUUUGAUUUGAUUUGUGAAGGAUAUCAUAAAGGCCCAAUGUAGGCUACAUCUCAAUCAAUAUAAAAAUGUUUUGAAAAUGAAAUACAUAAAUCAAAUUUACAAAGUAUUCACACCCCUGAGUCAAUACUUUGUAGAGGCACCUUUGGCAGCGAUUACAGAUUUGCGUCGUCUUGGGUUUGUCUGUUUCAGCUUUGCACAUCUGGAUUUGGGGUUUUUCUCCCAUUCUUCCUUUUCUCAAGCUCUGUUCUGUUCUGAAGCUCUGUUCUGUUCUGAAGCUCUGUUCUGUUCUCAAGCUCUGUUCUGUUCUCAAGCUCUGUUCUGUUCUCAAGCUCUGUUAAAUCUGUUUAAAAAAACAGCAAUCUUCAAGUCCUUCAUUCCACAGCUUUUCAAAGGGUUCAAGUCUGGGCUUUGGCUGGGCCACUCAAGGACUUUCACAUUCUUGUUCUGAAGUCAUUCCAGCAUUGCUUUGGCUGUAUGCUUGGGGUCAUUUUCCUGUUGGAACGUAAAUCGUUGCCUCAGUCUAAAGUCGUUUGGACUCUGAAGCAGGUCAUUAUCAAGGAUUUGCCUGUAUUUGGAUCCAUUCAUUGUUCCCUCUAUCCUUGCCAGUCUCCCAGUCCAUGCCGCUGAAAAGCAUCCCCAUAGCAUGAUGCUGCCACCACGCUUCUCUGUAGGGAUGGUGUUAGACAGGUGAUGAGCUGUGCUUGGUUUUCUCAACAUGGUCUCAGAGCAUUUCGUAUUAUUUUGUGCGUAUAUUAAACCAAAACACUCCAUUUACUAUGAUAUGUUACGUUUCGUUUGGUAUCUUAAUUUGUGGAUGUCCAUUACCCAUUUUGUAUGAUAUGUUAUGAAUAACAAUUGACACGAUUAUGUUUCGAAUUUGUUAAACGUAUCAUUAGUCACAAAUUACAAUUUGUUGUUGCUACAGCUAGGUGGCUAACGCUAACUAGCUCUAGGGGUUAAGGUUAGGGGAAGGGUUGGCUAAAAGGGUUAGGGGAAGGGUUAGCUAACUUGAUAAGUAGUUCCAACGUAGCUAAAAAGUAGUUACAAUGUUGCUAAAGUUUUCUGUGAUGAGAUUCAAAAACUCAACCUUGGCGUUGCUAGACGUUUGUGUUAUACGCCCACUCAUCCACCCCGACCAAUCACCCUACUUUUGUUUUUGCCUUAAGUAACCUGUCUUAUGUAACCAUUAUGGAAGAAAUUAUUGAAUUACCUACCAUGUUGUUUAAUUAAACAUACUAUGCUGUUUUUACUUGGAGAAUUAUCCAAUGUUAUAUUUUAGUAUAGGCUUCUCUUGUGGGACUUAGUCAUGGGUCUGGGCAUACAGAUAAGAGCCUUUUGGUUUCGACUGUAGUAUGUGACAUCCUGUUUUAACAAUCUACAGGAACUUUGAUGUGUGAAAACUGUAAGGGAAACAUUACGUAUUUACCUGCUUUGUUGAAUAUUCAUUGUUGAAUUAUAUGCUUAACAAUAGUAAGAGAUUUCCAUAACUACAAAUGCUGUGCUUCUGUAAAGGGAUGGUUCCCCUCUAGCUCCCUGCAGCUGGUCUGUGGGUAUCGUCAAGGACAUGGUGUGAGCCGAGAUAGAGAGAGCCUGAGAAGUAGAAUAAACCCCUAUUUGUUUCUAAUCAUCUUUGCUUCUGAGAAACGAAGCCAGGGUACGGGGAAACAACACUGGGUGAACAUUACCACAAGGUGAACCCAAGGUAGCUUAUGAUGCCCCGAUCUGCAUGGGAGGGGUGGAACCAGCCAUGACUACGCCUUUUUAGGUCUGCUAUAUAGGACCUCUGUUUUUUCUGUAUCAUUGAGCUCUCGGCCUUACACUCAAGAGUGUGGGGUCGACCAGCUUCAUUAUUGCAAUUCUUAAUAAAUAAAGACGAUCGUUUGAAGAAAUGACAAA